Messenger RNA from Salvia splendens (bonfire salvia), 1663 nucleotides. RefSeq names its product protein SAR DEFICIENT 1. Gene Ontology annotation, cellular component: nucleus. Lineage: Eukaryota; Viridiplantae; Streptophyta; Magnoliopsida; Lamiales; Lamiaceae. The transcript is spliced from 8 exons. Gene Ontology annotation, molecular function: calmodulin binding; sequence-specific DNA binding; DNA-binding transcription factor activity. The coding region runs from base 147 to 1502 and encodes 451 amino acids. Gene Ontology annotation, biological process: regulation of salicylic acid biosynthetic process. The record is from RefSeq and is a predicted model, not a curated record.
UUUCCUUCUCCAUCUAACCAAUCUACACUACCCCUCUCUCUCUCUCUCUAGCUAGAUCUAUAAAUAAGAUAUUUAUAUCUAUGUAUAAAGAACUAAAUUGAUUAUAAAAAUAGGAAGAUCUUCAAUCAGAAAAACCCUUUCCAAAAAUGGCAGCUAAACGGUUUUUCGGCGGCGAUGAGGAUCAACCUAACCAGAAACGGAUAAAAACUAGGCCGUCUUUUGCUUCUGUCAUAAAAGAAGUCGUUAUGGUGAAUUUCUUUGAGAAUUUCUGCUCAUCUUUGGAGCCAAUGCUUCGUAGAGUGGUGAGUGAAGAAGUGGAAAAUGGGCUGAAGCAGCGUUGCAUGGGCCCAAUCCAGCGCUCUCCCUCUCUCAAAAUGAUCCGCCACGGCCACGGCCACGACCCCGCCCUUCGCCUCGCCUUCGUCAAGAGGCUCAACCUCCCCAUCUUCACCGGCACCAAGAUCGUCGACAAGGAAGGCGGUCCCCUCCAGAUUGUGCUCACCGAUCACAACAAGGUCCCCACUUGUCUCGCGUACCCGAUCAAGGUGGAGAUCUUGGUCGUGGAUGGGGACUUCCACGCUGGAAAAGACGUGUGGAGCAGCGACGAGUUUUCAUCGAGCAUCGUGAAGGAGAGGGCCGGGAAGAGGCCGCUGCUGGCCGGGGAUCAGCUGUGCAUCACGAUGAGGGAUGGGGUUUGCUCCGUCGGAGAUGUGGAAUUCACCGACAAUUCAAGCUGGAUUCGGGGCAGGAAGUUCAGGCUCGCGGCGAGGGUGGUAUCGCAGCACGGCCAAGCUCAGCCGCAAAUCAUACAAGAGGCUGUCACCGAACCCUUCGUCGUUAAGGACCACCGUGGGGAAUUGUACAAGAAGCACCACCCUCCUGCCCUAGACGACGAAGUGUGGCGCCUUGAGAAGAUCGGAAAAUCGGGAGCUUUCCAUCAGAAACUCUCGUCUAAUGGAAUCAACACCGUUCAAGAUUUUCUCAAGCUAUACAUUGUUGAUUCUCCCAAACUUAAAAAGAUACUUGGAAAUGGGAUGUCGGAGAAAAUGUGGAAUGUGACUCUUAAGCAUGCUAAGAAUUGUGUGAUGGGCACCAAAGUGUAUAGAUGUCAUGGCAACAACUAUACUCUCAUUUUCAAUCCUAUUUGUCAACUCAUCCAGGCUGAGUUCAAUGGCAACGUCUACCACCAGUCUGACUUCAAGACUAUGCAAAUGGCUUAUAUUGAAAGCUUAGUGAAAGAUGCAUAUGCAAAAUGGAAUUCCUUAGAGGAAUUGGAUGGUAUCCCACUUUUAAACCAAGGUGAAAUGGUGGAGCAGUGUGGGAAUGAGCAGCAAUUAGUAUCAUAUUUUAGUGACAGUAGUUUAAUGCAGAGUGGUGUUGUUGAUGGAGAUUACUCGGAUAAUCAAUGGGGAUUAAUGAAUAAUAACACCAUUAAUUCUUGUACAUCCAAAGCUGGGGUUAGGUUUUUCUCAGAGUCAUCUUCUGAAGGAGAUAUUCCAUAAUUAGUUCAACAUGUAAUAAGUUACUGUAAAUAUAUGCUCUAAGCUUUUUUGUAUUUUAUUUCCACUAAAUCAGUAUUUGGGAUAUUCAUUUCUAGGUAUUAUGUAUGUAAACUGCAUAGAGAUUGAUGUAUAUAUAUUGACACUUAUUUUGUUUUAGUUAA